Messenger RNA from Amphimedon queenslandica, 639 nucleotides. RefSeq names its product AP-2 complex subunit sigma. Lineage: Eukaryota; Metazoa; Porifera; Demospongiae; Haplosclerida; Niphatidae. The record is from RefSeq and is a predicted model, not a curated record. Gene Ontology annotation, biological process: clathrin-dependent endocytosis; intracellular protein transport. The transcript is spliced from 5 exons. Gene Ontology annotation, molecular function: clathrin-cargo adaptor activity. Bases 90 to 518 code for a protein of 142 amino acids. Gene Ontology annotation, cellular component: membrane coat; AP-2 adaptor complex.
GUGACCUAAUUUCUAAAAUAGGCGUGGUUCUUUUUUGUAAAGAGGAAAGGGUUCUUUCGUUGGGUUUUUAAACCUAGUUUUAAGGGAAAAUGAUUCGUUUUAUACUGAUACAGAACAGAGCAGGCAAGACACGUCUGGCUAAAUGGUACAUGCACUUUGAUGAUGAUGAAAAGCAGAAACUGAUUGAGGAGGUUCAUGCCAUUGUCACUGUACGAGACGCCAAACACACAAACUUUGUUGCCUUUCGUAACUUCAAGAUAGUAUACCGUCGCUAUGCCGGACUUUAUUUCUGUAUUUGCGUCGAUCUUGACGAUAAUAAUCUUGCCUAUCUUGAAGCCAUUCAUAAUUUUGUAGAGGUUCUUAAUGAGUUCUUCCACAACGUCUGUGAACUAGACUUAGUUUUCAACUUUUAUAAGGUUUAUGCCGUCGUUGAUGAAAUGUUUUUAGCCGGUGAGAUAAGAGAGACGAGUCAGUCGAGGGUCCUACAGCAGCUGCAAUAUCUCAACCAACUCGACUGACCGCCUCUGACCUUUGACCUCUGCAAGCACCUAUUACAUUUACAUGUAGAUAAUUUUUUAAAAACAAAAUAUAGUCAUAUGAAAUGUGUUUCAUUAUAUUGAUAAGCUCAACCACUAAGAA